UACGCUGUUUUUGCUCAUGUUUGGUUUGUCUGUGUUUUUUUUUCUUCUUUUUCUUUUUUUCUUUUUUUUCAACCAGAAGUUCGAUGACCCUUACCAAAGUCCAACUAAAGAGUAGCCGAGUGUCCGAGGAGAAUGCUACUACCCAACAACAACAACGUAGAAGUGGAGCCUCCACCUCCAGGGCUGCAGAUGGAGUUUGAGACCCUCUUCAGCACUGAAGCUCUUCAGUUUCUGUCAGAUCUGUGCUCCAGGUUCCAGCCAGAUGUGGACAAGGUCCUGAAGAUGAGAAUCCUGCGGAAGGUUCAGCUCGAUCUCUCCGAAGACCUUCCAGGGUUCAUGGAGGACACGGCUCACAUCCGGGACAAUCUGUCCUGGAGAGUGAAUCCCGUCCCUGUCCGACUGCGGUGCAGACAUGUGGACAUCGGUGACCUUGCACCCUGCGACACGCAGCGACUCAUGCAGGCCCUUAAAUCAACAGCACAAGGAUUACAAGUAGAUUUUGACGAUGGCAACUGUCCGACUUACUACAAUCAGAUAAAAGGCAUCUAUAAUGUCUAUAAGGUUGUACAUAAUCAGUUUCCAGGUGUCCCGCUCGUAUCCCAGGCCCCGGUUCUUAUGCUCCGCCCUCGUGCUUGGAACAUAGUGGAGCACAACAUGUUGGUAAAUGGUCGGGAGGUUCCUGGUCCUCUCUUUGAUUUCGGCUUGCUGAUGUUUCAUAAUGCAAAGCUGUUGCUUGAGAACCAGAGCGGACCUUUUUUCUACUUGUCCAAGGUUGAGAGUUACCUGGAGGCCAGGUUGUGGAAUCAGAUUUUUCUCUGGACUGAGGACAGGCUGGGCUUGCCAGUGGGCAGCAUCAAGGCGACGGUGCUGAUAGAGUGUGUCCUGGCUACAUUUGAGAUGGAAGAGAUCCUGUACGAGCUCAGAGAGCACUCCGCCGGUCUGAACUGUGGCAUCUGGGAUUACUCUGCAUCCUUCGUCAACAAAUUCGGACAUCGUACCGAGUUCCUGCUGCCUGACCGCAGUAAGUACGUGAACAUGGAGAAACGUUUCCUGCGCAGCUACAUGGAUCUGCUGGUGCAGACGUGUCAUCGCAGGGGCGCACUGGCCACCGGGGGCAUGGCGGCGCUUCUGUUACCCCCACAAAGCAACAGAGAACUGUAUAAGGAUGUACUGAGCACUGUCACCAGACUAAAGCUCUUGGAAGUCAAAGCAGGAGUUGACGGCUUCAUGGUGUAUGACAUGAAUCUGAUUGAACCUAUGCAAAAACUGUUCCAGCUUCACUGUACAGGGGAGAACCAGCUCCAAGAGCUACGCAAUGACGUCAGCGUGACCCCUGAAGACCUGCUCACCAUGCCAGCGGGCGGAGUAACGUUGUAUGGAUUGAAGCACAACAUUGCAGUCGGUGUGUUGUUCAUCGAAGCAUGGCUCUCAGGUAGAGGUCACUUCUUCUUUAAGAGGCAGGUGGAAGAUUCAGCGACUGCAGAAAUCUCUCGAUCUCAGGUGUGGCAGUGGAUCAGACACCAGGUGAAACUGGAGGAUGGUGGGAAUACUGUAGUGACUGGUGGGUUUGUCAAGAGUUUAACACAAGGCAUGAUGGGUGAUCUGAGGGCAGCAAUGUGCUCUCAGUCUCAAAGAGAUGAAGAGAGAUUAAUCACAGCAGUGUCCAUGUUUCUCGAGCUGGUACAAAAGAAUGAUUUCCCAGAAUUCCUCACGACUUACCUGUACCUGGACCACACCUUCCUGAGCUCUCAGGAUCAGCAUGAAGACAGAGAGACAGACAGAUCUCACCGAGCCAAGCUCUAAACACAAUCCUAUCUCUGUAUGUGUGCAAGAUAACCUUAAACCUUAUGUCCUGAAGAAUAAAGAAAGGAACAUGGCA
This is a messenger RNA of Hemibagrus wyckioides, 1879 nucleotides long. It is a transcript of the gene ugl, whose product is annotated as ureidoglycolate lyase. Gene Ontology annotation, cellular component: cytoplasm. The coding region runs from base 133 to 1803 and encodes 556 amino acids. Gene Ontology annotation, molecular function: malate synthase activity. The transcript has 15 exons. Gene Ontology annotation, biological process: glyoxylate cycle. The record is from RefSeq and is a predicted model, not a curated record. Lineage: Eukaryota; Metazoa; Chordata; Actinopteri; Siluriformes; Bagridae.